This is a messenger RNA of Humulus lupulus (European hop), 851 nucleotides long. RefSeq lists its product as uncharacterized. The transcript has 4 exons. The record is from RefSeq and is a predicted model, not a curated record. Bases 105 to 581 code for a protein of 158 amino acids. Lineage: Eukaryota; Viridiplantae; Streptophyta; Magnoliopsida; Rosales; Cannabaceae.
CAUGUUUCAAAUUACCUAAUCAAUUGAAAUAAUACUCAAUAAAUUAAUUAUAAAUAAUAAUUAAAUAUUAAAAUAGAUAGGUUAAAUUACUGUCGUGUUAGUAGAUGUCAGCAGAUGUGGCUAGAGCUCACGGUGGAGACGCUGGCGGUGAUCCUCCACCGGAUCCUACUAGGAUCCCAACUACAUGCGAGUCAGAAAUCCCAACUAAGAAAAAGGGUCGUGGCGUAGCUAUUGGAAAAGAUCUAGAGGCGAGGCGGCGUAAAAAUGGAAAACCACUGGAAGUAGCGUUUUGCCCACGAACGUACAAGAUUGUUGGGGGCGAGCACGCUGCUUUUGUCCGCCUUGUGGGAACCCAAAUUAAAACGAAAGUUCCCGGACAUUACAGUUCAUGGGAAUUAGUGCCUAAACAAUACAAGGAUCAGGUCCUUGGCAUAAUUCAGUACUAUUAUCAAAUAGCGGGUCGCGAGGAUUUCUUAAAGUGUUUAGAUGGUAUCGAUCGAGAGACGAAAGACCGAUACCGUAAUAGGAAAACACUAAGACACGAACACUUUGAGAAACACUACAAUGGACCGGAGGAUUGAGAUAAGGUUCUAAACAACCCAACCAAUGAUGUUAACAAGGAGGAGUGGAAGCAGAUCUGUCAGUUAUUUACAAGUCCACAAUUUAUUGCGCGCUCCAUAAAGAAUAAGGAAAAUCAGAAGAAACAAAAGUAUUCUACAACGCAGGGUACAAAAUCGCUAGCAGCUGUCCAUUUUGAAAAAACGAACUCGGACCUCAUUGAGUCAUGGAAGGAUUAUCAUUGGAAGAAAGCAACAAAUGAUUUCGUGAACGAUGAUGCUCGCCAAGAUUAU